This is a messenger RNA of Salvia splendens (bonfire salvia), 1571 nucleotides long. Its product is annotated as zeatin O-glucosyltransferase. The record is from RefSeq and is a predicted model, not a curated record. NCBI's taxonomy places the organism in Eukaryota, Viridiplantae, Streptophyta, Magnoliopsida, Lamiales, Lamiaceae. Gene Ontology annotation, molecular function: UDP-glycosyltransferase activity. The coding region runs from base 68 to 1441 and encodes 457 amino acids. The transcript has 2 exons.
AAUCAGUGAAAUUUAUGGGAUCUAUAAAGGUAAGUUUUAAUCAAGGAUUGAGUAUACACCACAAACCAUGAUGGGAAGCUUACAAGAUGAUUCAAUAUCAGUGAUAAUGGUGCCAUUCCCAGCUCAAGGCCAUCUCAACCAAAUGUUGCAGCUCUCGUGCCUCAUCUCCUCAUUCGGAAUCCCGGUCCACUAUGCCGGCUCCCCUGUCUUCAACCGUCAGGUCAGACUCCGUGUCAACGCCCUAAACCCUACCGAUGUCCAAAAAAUCAAUUUCCAAGAUCUUUCCUUCUCCGCGUUCGCCUCCCUGCCCCCGGUCCCGGACCCAUCUACCAAAUUCCCGGGGCACCUUCAACCAGCAUGGGAUGCCGCGAUGAGUAUGGCGGGGCCCCUGGGGGACUUGAUGCGAAGUCUGGCACUUAAGCAUCGGAGGGUCAUUGUCAUCCACGACCCCUUAAUAGCCUCCGUAGUCAAGGAUGUUGCUACCAUUCCCAAUGCAGAAUCCUACGCCUUCAUCUGCAUCUCUGCCUUCUGUCAGAUCAAAUUCUUGUUCGAACUUCUGGGGAUAUUUUGUCCGGUCCAGCGGUUGCGGGAGCUGCCGCCGAUAUCUGACACCAUCUCCAGAGAGCUGUAUUCUUUCAUUGGAUUGCAGGAUGAAGGGAUGGCUUUGAGAUCUGGAGAUAUUAUAAACACGUCCAGAUCCAUUGAAGGCCCGUUUUUGGAUAUAUUGGAAAGCAAGGAGAUCGCCGGAGACGUGAAAAGCUGGGCGAUCGGGCCGAUGAUACCUACAAAGCCAUCGUUGAAUCCUCGGCAUCAAAUCUUGGAUUGGUUGGAUAAACAGUCCCCCAAGUCUGUUAUAUUCGUCUCUUUCGGCACCACUACAUCCCUCACAAACCAUGAAGUACAGGUGGUGGCGGAAGGGCUUGAGCGGAGCGGACACAAGUUCAUAUGGGUAUUGAGAGAAGCCGAUAAGUCAAAUGUGUUUGACGGAGAGGCGCGGAGGAUUGAGCUGCCGGCUGGAUUUGAGGAGAGGGUUAAAGAGAGAGGAGUUGUGGUGAGAGAGUGGGCACCACAGCCGGAGAUCUUAGCGCAUCCCUCCACGGGGGGAUUCAUGAGCCACUGUGGUUGGAAUUCGUGCAACGAGAGCAUCAAGAUGGGAGUUCCGAUCGCCGCAUGGCCGAUGCAUUCUGAUCAGCCCACCAACGCGGUUUUCGUCACGGAGGUGCUCAGGGUUGGGCUGCCCGUGAGGAAAUGGGGCGAGGUUGUGACGGCGGAGAUGGUGGAUGAUGCUGUGAGGAGGCUCAUUGCGUCGGAGGAGGGUGACGAGAUCAGGAAGAGGGCGGAGGAGAUGGCUGCCGUCGUCCAUGGGGCGACGGAGCCAGGCGGCGCGUCGCGGCUUGAGUUGGAUGCGUUUAUUGCUCAUAUUAAACGGCUUCACCUUUAAACUUGUUUCCUUUCUAUUCUGAGUGAUUUUAAUAUGUAAUUGGGCCAAGAAAACAUGUCUGCCCUAACAAGGCCCAAGGAAUUACCUUGUGUAACGUGUACUUCAAAAUUAAGAUAGCUUUUCGGGCUAA